AUGUAUGACAGCAUUGAUGGGCAUGAUAUUGAGGGAGCAGUUGAUGGUUAUGAUGUUGAUAGUUAUGAUGGUGAUGUUGAUUGGGGCAAUGUUGAGAGUUGUUAUGUUGAAGGAAGUGGUAUGGAUAGUAAUGUUAUUGAUGAGAAUAAUGUUGGUGGGAAUGCUGUUGAUGGGGUUGAUGGCAAUGAAGAUGAUAUGGGAGGUGGUAAUGGUAAUGCUGCUGAUGUGGUUUAUGGACCUGCUGUUGAUGGGGUUGAUGUUAGUGGUUAUGAUGAUGAUGUGGUUGAUGGCAAUAAUGUUGAUGGUGGAGAUGUUAAUCGUUAUGAUGAUGAUGUGGUUGAUGGCAAUAAUGUUGAUGGGGGAGAUGUUAGUGGUUAUGAUGAUGAUGUGGUUGAUGGCAAUAAUGUUGACGAGGGAGGUGUUAAUGGUUAUGAAGCUGAUGUGGUUCAUGGCAAUGAUGUUGACGAGGAAGGUGUUUAUUGUUAUGAUGCUGAUGUGGUUGAUGGAAAUGAUGUUGAUGGGGGAGAUGUUAAUAGUUAUGAUGCAGAUGUGGUUGAUGGAAAUGAUGUUGACGAGGGAGGUGUUAAUGGUUAUGAUGCUGAUGUGGUUGAUGGAAAUGAUGUUGAAGGGGGAGAUGUUAAUGGUUACUAG
Mya arenaria is the source of this 651-nucleotide messenger RNA. RefSeq names its product aspartate and glycine-rich protein-like. The transcript has a single exon. NCBI's taxonomy places the organism in Eukaryota, Metazoa, Mollusca, Bivalvia, Myida, Myidae. The record is from RefSeq and is a predicted model, not a curated record. Bases 1 to 651 code for a protein of 216 amino acids.